CCCGGGCAUUCCCAGUGCAGGGCUCUAGCAGGGGUUGGAGCCUCGGGCCCAGGGGUGUCCAGAGACCACUGCCCACGCCCCCCGCCUCCACCACCCACAAGGAGAGACAGAGCUCCCAGGCGGGGAGUGGGGGAAGUUCCUGGAGGUGGGGGCAUCCCCAACCUUGCAGGCCCCCUUCCCAGGCGCACUCCCGGCCUCCUCCUCUUCUGUCCCCUGUUGUUAUUGAGGUAUGAUUGGCAUACCGUUCACAGCCACCCUUCGAUGUGUUCUCCACAGUCAGGAUACAGAACAUGUCCCUCAUACCCCCGCAAACUCCCAGCCAGGCUGUCACACAGAGGGAGGCGGCCGACGGGGCAGAGCCUUGCACUCCCUGCGUGUGGGAUCCACAGGGGUCGUCACCGUGUCGGUGGGUCCUUCCUUUCAUCCCAGGAGGGUCCCCCUGCCUGGAGGGGCCCCGGUCUGUGGAUCUGCUCACCGCCUGCUCUUUGGGUCGUUUCCCGUGUGGGGUGAUGAUGAGGAAGGCCAGUACAGACACUCGCCUGCAGGAGGCCCCACAGGCCCGCUCGCUGACGUUUGGGGAGAUGGCACCGCCCUCCCCCCGUCAGGGGGCUGACGAUUUGCAUGCCGUGUCGGGGUCCAGCGGCCUCCCUCGCGUGGAGGUCCUGAAGCACCUGGAGCACCGCCUGCACAACAGCGGACUCCCGCCUGCCUCCCUGCCUCCGGCCAUGGCCUGCCCGCCUCUGGCCCUCCUUCUGCUGGGGGCCCUCCUGGCAGCCUUCCAGCCAGCCCUGACCAAGCCAGAAGCACUGCAGGUCUUCCCAGGCCAAGUGGCCCAACUGUCCUGCACAAUCAGCCCCCGUUACGCCAUCAUCGGGGACCUCGGCGUGUCCUGGUAUCAGCAGCGAGCAGGCAGCGCCCCCCGCCUGCUCCUCUACUACCGCUCAGAGGAGGACCAACACCGGGCCCCUGGCAUCCCGGACCGCUUCUCCGCAGCUGCGGAUGCAGCCCACAACACCUGCAUCCUGACCAUCAGCCCCGUGCAACCCGAAGAUGAUGCCGAUUAUUACUGCUUUGUGGGCGACUUAUUCUAGGGGUGUGGGAUGAGUGUUUUCUGUCUGCCUCCCACUUCUGCUCCUGACCUUGGGACCCUCUCUCUGAGCCUCGGUUUUCCUCCUCUGUGAAAUGGGUUAAUAAUAUUCACCAUGUCAAC
Messenger RNA from Cervus elaphus (red deer), 1210 nucleotides. RefSeq names its product V-set pre-B cell surrogate light chain 3 (gene VPREB3). Gene Ontology annotation, biological process: immune response; immunoglobulin production. Lineage: Eukaryota; Metazoa; Chordata; Mammalia; Artiodactyla; Cervidae. The transcript has 3 exons. The record is from RefSeq and is a predicted model, not a curated record. Bases 291 to 1091 code for a protein of 266 amino acids.